ACUAUGUAGCUCAUGGCAGAGGACACUUCACUCUUCCAGCUCUCCGUUCUGCCCUCGUUCUCGCGUGACUUCCGUUUGGACGAAGUUUGAAUUAACGGCUCUGACUCUGAGGCUGAAUUCCGCCCGAAAAAUUUCUCCCGAGGACCCACAAGACCACGUCAACGUCAAGUGUCUGUAAGCUAACUUUUAUUUCCUUAAAAUGUAAAAAGCACAGUGGUUUGUUUUUAGGGGAUUUUUUUCUUUUUUGUUUCAUCAUGCAGCAAAGCUAGUUAGCUUAGCUUUAACGGAGCUGUCGCACUUUGAAGUUUUCUAGCAUUGUUUAAACAUGCUUGUCUGCACAUUUUGCAGUAACUUUACAGUCCCUGAGGGGCUAUGUGUUGCACUGCAGAGUGCACAGAAACGAACCUAGUUGUUUAUUCAAAUGCCUCGGCACUGAAUGCAAACGGACAUUUUGUACAUAUGCAGCAUUUAAAACUCAUUUUUACCGAGUUCACAACGUGCUUUCACAUCCUGAAUCAGCUAAAGCCGUUGUUGAAAACUUGAAGUGCGCCAUUUCGUUGUGUGGGCGCCAAAGUCAAACCGUGAAAGAACUUGUUGCUCAUUUAAAGGAGCAUAUAAUUGGAGGGACGGCCCGUUGCGUGUCCAGUAAAAGGCUGUAAAAAGAAUUUUACUGUUAAAUCGUCAUUCACAGCUCAUAUGUCCCGUAAACAUAGAGGCUUUACUGCGCUCAAUAUUGAUGCUUUGUACAAGGAAAGCACAUUUCAGAUUUGUAGUGAGGCAGAAGAAGAUGGGCCAGGCGAGAGCCCAAAUGGCACACUGACAAAUGAAUUGUCUCCAAAUUUCAGUGAGGCUUUCCUCAGAAAUUUGUGUCAUUUCUACCUAAAACUUCAAGGACAGCUGCUUCUACCAGCAUCCUCAAUACAGACCAUCGUUGAAGAGAUGCAAAAUGUACAUGAGCUGGGAAUGGAUUACACUUUGAGUAAACUGAACUCACUUUUAAAAGAUGACAUUUGUCUAGCAGAUGAUGUUAUUGCUAAAGUAUGUGACUGCGUGAAAGAUUCAGAUCGUUUUUCUGUUUGUCAUCGAGGACCACUAAGAACAACGUAUUCAAGAGCACAUACAUUCAAAAAAGUGUUCAAAUACACAGAACCAAAACAAAUUAAUUUAGGGAAUGAUGAAAACAUGACUCAGAGAUUUUACUACUACAUACCCAUUAAACAGACACUAAGUAUACUUUUAGAAUCAGAAUUAUGGAAGAAUUCAGUGUUACAACAGUCCAGUGAAACAAACUCUGAUGUUUUCUAUGACAUAAGUGAUGGACAAAACUUUCAGUGCAACCAGUUCUUCAUUGAAAAUCCUGGGUGCCUGAAACUCAUUCUGUACCAAGAUGCCUUCGAAAUUGUAAAUCCUCUUGGUUCAGCUAAAAAGAAACACAAAGUUGUUGCUGUUUAUCUAUCUGUGGCUAACUUACCUGUUCAUGUCCGGUCAAGCACUGAUCACAUGUUUCUUGUUUCAUUGUGUGCAGAGAAAGAUUUAAAACAGUUUGGAACUGCUAAGAUUUUUUCAGAACUUCUCAUGGAUUUAAAAGAUUUAGAGGAAAACGGCAUUGUUGCAGGUGAAGAAACUAUCAAAGGAGCACUCUUCUGUAUCGCUGGUGACAAUUUGGGAUCACACAGCAUCGGCGGGUUUACUGAAAACUUUAGUACCUCUAAGUACUUUUGUAGGUACUGUGAAAUCACACGUAAAGACUUUGAAAAUGAUCCAAAUGCUUGUUCUCCACAGCGCACCCCUGAAGCUUACAACUCUGCUGUCCUUCAUCUACAAACUGGAAGCAAUCAAGACGUCAAAGGAGUCAAGAAAUGGCAGAACCAACAUUUCUACGUGGUGCUAUCAAUGACGUAUUGCCUGACCUCACAGAGGUUUCAAAAGAAAUCCUCGAAGAAACUUUAAAGUCAAUUGGAGUGGAAACUUACAACGACUUCCAAUUUAUUGCCGAGGAUGACUUGCUAUCAGUGUUGAGGCCAGUACAAGCCAGAAAAGCCCUUGCUGCUAGGAAAUCCAGAUACCAGGAUCGUGAAAGCAGCAGGUCUCCAGUUUGUACUUCACCAGAAACUCCUGCAUCUCUGCAUUCUUCUUCCCCACUGAGCGUGUCAUCAAACUCCAACAGCAACCAGACAUCUGAAAUCGACUGGGUGGAUACCUUUGAGAUACCAUGGAGAAAGUUUUCAGAGGAACUGAUGCAGUCAUUGGAGAGAGGAAAACGGCCAAGUCCAAAAAUGAGGAGGGAGAUGGUCAGGAUUGUGGUAUCAGAAAUGAUGAAAAAAAGUUCUUCCAUAGGUAAAAGAAGUUCAACAGAAGUAGCAAAAAAGAUGGUGGCAAAAUAUCCAAAAUCUCUACAAGACGUCAUCGAGGGUGAUGUCAUUGGCCCUGGCUAUCAUUCUCUGGUCAAACAACUGCAAUAUCGACUAGAGAACGUGAAGCGAUCUGCAGUUCCCAAAAUAAGAAAGCGAAAGCACUGCUCUGAAAACUCAGACACUGAUGAAAUUACUCCAGAACAGCGAGCUUCGGUUCAAGACACUUAUGGAUGCAUCAACUGGGAUGUAAAAUUCCUGCCACUUGGAGAAACCCCUGAAAGCCAGCAGCUGAAGAAGGAAAAGCUUAAGACAAUGGUUCUCCAAAAGGAGACAAAUCCUGAGGAAAUAAAGCAAUUAAUGAAGGCAACUUUCUACACACAGCGCAAAGAUGUUAACCAGGGGAAAAGCAUCCGAGAGAUCUUGAGAGAGUGGCCACUUUUAUUUGAAGAAGUUGGCAUGGCUGUCCACUACAAAGGACUAACUGGGCUUGGACUGAAGGAAACAUUCACGCGGAACAUGGAUCUGAAGGGAAAACGACUGCUAAACUACAUGAACACUGUUUGUGUGAACAAGAACAAACGGUUUUUCCAGGCUCAAACAAAGCUGAAGAUGAUAAGAGGAGAACUGGACGGCUCUUCCGAAGAUGUUAAAGAGAUGGUGCUCCUACUUCUUCACUACUUUGAUGAAAAGGAAGAAGCAAUGUUUUUCUAUGUUGAGGACACAUGUCUGGCUGAAGAAGUACAGAUGGAAAAUGUCCCCAUGACACCUACCGUCAUUGUGUGUGGGCGAUCCUGCUAUUAUGCUAAACGGUUCAUGUUGAGUGUGGAUCAAGAAGUUGGGCACAACAACGUCUCCUGCUUCAUCUCUGCAUUUUGCAUGAUGUUUGGGAGCUACUACUGCCUGAACAUUCAUUACCCAUCAGGUCUAGCGUGCACACUGGAGUUUCUGCAGAGGUGUUUCUUCUCUAUCAACCCGGAAAAGGGCACCAAAGUGGAAGAAACCGGCAAAUCCAGACUGCAUGUGAACCCCCGAGUCCUCACCUUGAUUCAAGAACUUUCAGAUCAUGAGUGGCGUGAUGUCUGAAACUGGACUAAAGUCAGUGAGUUUUCCAACCAUGACUGAGACUGUUGUAAAGAAGUAACCACAUAAGAGUUUAGACUGCAUACAAGUGUUCACCAUUUCUCUAUUUUAGUUUUUGCUUUAAAGCAAAUCCAUUCUGAUUUUAAGUGCUAGUACCUUUGUUGUUCUAGAAAGUUGCAUUCUGAAAUUAAUGGUAUGUUAAAACUCUUGCUUUAUGACAGCAGAGUAUUUUUUUUGUCCUUUGUAAAAAAAAAAAAAAGAAAAGAAAAAUAAUGUGUACCCCAAGGUCCUCACCUUGAUUCAAGAACUUUCAGAUCACAAGUGGUGUGAUGUCUGCAACUGGACAAAAGUCGAAAAAGAAAAAAAAAAGUUUUCAAACUAUGAGACUGUUGCGAAGUAACGUCAUAAAAAUUUACACUGCAUUCAAGUGUUCGCAGUUUCUCCAUUGUUGUACUUGCUUUGUAGCAAAUCCAUACUGAUUUUUAGUGGUAGUAUGUUUACUGUUCUAGAAAGUUGCAUUCUGAAAUUAUUAGAAUGUUAAAGCUCUUCAUGACAGCAGAGUAUUUUUUUCCUUUGUAAGAAAAUUGUGGACCUUAAAACUUUUCCACAUAUUUUUACAGUUGGUUAAAUUAGGCUCAAAAUAAAAGUUUGAAAGGUGUUCAAGUGUACGUUUAUUAUUUUUUUCAUAAGUGAUUCUCUAUAUAAAGCCUCAUUGUUCUUUAAAGUUGCGUUUAGGUGGUGAAUGUUUGUUGGCUAUCAUAGUUUGUUUAGAAAUAUUAUUACAUAUGCCUAACUAAAUAUUACUAAAAAGAAAAAGAUUGUAAGCAAAUUUAAAUAAAAAUUUCAGGAAGUAUUUAAAAUUUUGCACUGGCAUUUUUACAGUUCUAUUGUUAUGCAAGGUCUUUUUCAGUAAGAUUGAAUUUAAUUUAAUGUACAACAAAACAAACAUUAUUGUAAAUCCAACUGGAAAAAGGCAUAAAAUAACAGCACGAUCAGGUUAAUUCAUCAGAAAAACAUUGUGUAAUUCACCUGUAAAAAAAAUUCCGUUGUUUUUACAAAAUAAUUUUGGCAGCUGUGGUUGCCAGA
Molecule: messenger RNA, 4520 nt
Organism: Nothobranchius furzeri (turquoise killifish)
Lineage: Eukaryota; Metazoa; Chordata; Actinopteri; Cyprinodontiformes; Nothobranchiidae
Source: RefSeq, a predicted model, not a curated record